Phyllotreta striolata is the source of this 3696-nucleotide messenger RNA. The record is from the annotation of a GenBank genome assembly. NCBI's taxonomy places the organism in Eukaryota, Metazoa, Arthropoda, Insecta, Coleoptera, Chrysomelidae.
GUGACAGAGAUGUGCUGCAAACGAGAGGAUCGUAAAGAAGUCACAACAACAACGAGAAUUACAAUUUUCGCGAUAUUUUUGUGCCAUGCAUUCCAUGCAACUCAAUCACAGGAUUGUCCGCCCGAAUCAUCCAAUGUUCUCCACCAAAAUACCACAGUAGCGUGGAUCUCGAGCGACAAAGACAGUGAAAUUGUAACCUCGAAUCCACCAUGUACGGACGAGCAGGGUCGCCUAAUAGUCAGGUUAUGCAGUAGCGGCCUGUGGUAUCCCCAGCAGGCACAGGAUUGCGCUAAAAUCACCACGAGUCGCAGGUGCCCGUUGAACUUUGAAGAAACUGCUGAUGACUGCUUGUUUGUCUCAGCUCACCGCCCUUGGGGCAACAUCUGCAAUUUUGAGUCACUCUUGGAGCAAUCAGCUCCUGCGGCCCUUGAGAAUGAGCUCGUUUGGAUGCCCUACCGGCGCUACAUCGCUUACGGGCCCUACGAGGCGGUUGAGUGGGGUAGUAAAAGAAGCAAGAAGUUCAACAACCGUUUAAAGGGGAAUUUGGCGGAUCCAGAUUUUUUUAACAAAAAUUGCUUGAUAGCUGAUACGGCUACGAAUGAUUACUUUCCGGAAUUUUGCAGUAACAAGCACAGACACGUGUGUUCUUUCGAUAAGAACGAGGCAGAUUCGAAAUGUCCAGAUCAUUGUGUGAACGCUGACGUGGCUAAGAAAACGUGCUUUUGCAAGGAGAAGAAUUAUUGUUCAACAACGCUCAGCAAAAUAGAGACUAUCUUAGAUUACACCGUUUUGAAGAAAUUAGCUGGAGACAAUGUUUGUUAUGUAGAUAGUAAUUUACCAGUACAACAGAAUAAAUUUCAGGCCAUUAGUGAAGACCGAUGGUUUUAUACAGACAACGACAAAAUUAAGUGCUCUUUGUGCACUAUUAUUAACAAUAACUUAAAAGAGAAUAAUCAAAGUGCUGAAAUGGUGUUAAAUUUUGAUGAGAAACAGAAGAAGCUCUUCCUCACAAUUUACUCUCCGCAAAAUCUAUUUAAUAACGCUAACGAGAACACUAUAUACUGUUAUACAGAUGCUUCUCAGUACGAAUUGAAAAAAAGGCUUAACGUUGACCGAAUCAUAAGAAACAGAAAAGCAGGCAGACCUUACAACGUUUACAAAGUCAGUAUAGAGAAAUUCAUCGGAGACUACUGGUGUGAAGCCUACAGCGACACCAACGAAAACAAUGCCGUUUACUCCAACACAGUUCUCGCCUACAAGAAAAAACCCGGCAACGAAUUCGCGCUGAAACUAAAAGUAAUCAGUAUUUGCAUCAUAUUCCCUUGCGAUGAAAUGACCGAGUUCAACUACGAAUCGAUGGUGCGAAGAACGGAACUAGCCAAUUUAAAAUCGCAAAUCAGAGUGAUGAGCGUCAUCAAUUUCGAUUUCGAAUCUAUCGAUCUGCUUCUUCACAUCACCACCGAGGAAAAAAUACCAAUAGUCGACGAUCGUUCUCGCAUCUGGCAAGAGCUGCUGAAUUUAUCGAACAUCGAAAUCCAGUCCUUCGCUAGCAGCGAGUUCUGCCUCCCGGAAACCUCUGAAAAUUUAACGUGGCCGCUAACUGCUGUAGGUCAAGGAGCGGUAGCGGACGAAUUGUGCUUGCAGGCAAAUGGAUUACCGGUUGUUAGAAUUUGCAAUGGAAACUUCCUAGAGGGAGCAACAUGGGGUGAAGUAAUAGGCGAGUGCCACAAAGACAUCCAAGUUCCAGAUACAGCCAAAACCAUCCAAACCGCUAUGACUCAGAUUUUAGACGAGACCACUGUUAGAAAUGUCUCAAAUGUUAUCAAAACCAAUACGGAUCUGCCAGUAUUAUCUGUGUACAUGGUUUCUAAGUUCAUGAAGCACAUGUAUAUUCAAAACAGUAGUGUAGAUGUCGUCAACGGCACACUGGAAAUAGCAGACAGUAUGCUUUUCGUGAAUAAAGCGUACAUUUGGUACGCCCAACAACUACUAAACGUGUCAGACGAUUUCAUCGAUUUAGUCGAAAACGUACUCACCGACGCCAAAUUACGAUCAAACGCAACAUUAAUACAAAAAAGCAAUUUGAUAAUGCGCAUCGUCAAUCCUCUAACCACCAACGUCAGCGGAAUGGUAGUUUAUCAAGACGAAGAAAACAACGUUCGGAUGGAAGAUCUGCCGAGAAACAGCACGUUCGACGACGUCGGUGACAACGCUCUGAUAGCAGUGAUCGUGCCGGAGGAUGUCAUCAAUCACCCAAAUAUCACUAACCUCACCAUCGUCACCACCGUGUACUUUAAAGACUCGUUCUUCGAGAGCAACUCCAGCAGGAAACCGUCCGGGCCGGUCAUGAGCGUCAGCAUACCGGAGUUCGACGGAUAUCUGCCAGCCCCGAUACAGAUUUUGUUCAGAUUUAGCAAUUACAGCCAUCGACCGGACUGCGGUUUCUGGGACUAUGGGAAGAAGACGGUGAGAAAGCAAGGCAAGUGGUCUUCGGUCGGCGGAAAUUAUUUGGGGGAAUUGGUGAACAGAAGUUACUAUCAUGUUUGCAGUUUUUCGCAUUUAACGCAUUUUUCUCUGUUGCGUUUGACUCUACCUCAGGAAACUCUCACUUCUUUCGAUGAUCAAGCUAUGGAUGUAAUAUUUUACCUUGGUGAUUUUCUGACUAUUUUUGGAGUAGCUGGUAUUUUCGUGACAGCUAUUAUGUUUAGAAGAUGGCGCAGGAAACAAGGUACUAUUAUACUACUGAAUCUGUCGAUAUCUAUACUGAUGGAGGUGUUUUUAAUGCAAGCUACUGAUACCAGACUAAUAACGGUGCCUCAAGGUUGCGGAGUGUUGGGAAUAAUGUUGCAUUAUAUUAUCAUCUCUAAAUUUUGCUGGAUGCUCGUGUACUCUUUCCUCCAGUACAUGAGAUUCGUUAGAGUGUUGACUGUUUUGCCCGAUAACAUAGUUUUCAAAUCGGUCAUAUUCGGUUGGGGAUUUGCGUUAAUACCUGUUGGAAUCGUCAAUCUCGUUACCACUACCGCAUAUUCUAAUAAGAAAUACAACUUCUGCUACCCCACCGGCUUGUAUUUAUAUUUGGGGACGUUAUUGCCCGUUCUUCUUAUCAUUUGCAUCAACACGUUUGUUUUCAUCGCUGUGAUGAGAGAGGUGACGUUCAAAAACGUCGAGUCGCACGGCAGUAAAGAGAACAUUCAUAAAUUGCAAGUGCAGCUAGCCAUUUUGCUCUUUUUCGUGCUGGGAGUUCCUUGGUUGUUCUUUAUUUUAGCCAAUAUUAUACCAGUUCCGUGGAUUGAAGUGGCACUGGCUUAUCUAUUUUGCGUUACGUCUAACGUACAAGGAUUCAUCUUGUUCCUGUUUUAUGUCGUGUUCAACGGAGAAACCAGAUUGGCUUGGUUAACUUAUUUUAAAUUGAAGAGUUCUAAAUCGUUUUCUGUUGCUACGAAGACGACCAGCAGAGCAAGCAAGUCUUAGGAAUUAGUAUGUCAGAUCACACAGUUAACUGAUUAGAUUAAUUGCAUUUUAGGUAUAAUAAUUAGAAGGUUGUUUGAAAGACACAACUCCAUACUUGGACAAAUUGGUGAAACUUUGACAAUUUUUUAUUUUAUUCGUUCAUUUAACGGUAUUUAUUUAAUAGAAUCUCUUUAUUUAUAUGUUGUAGAUUUUUCUGAUUUUCGAAAUAAAAUUAUUUCCUUCGAU